Musa acuminata subsp. malaccensis (wild Malaysian banana) is the source of this 2153-nucleotide messenger RNA. RefSeq names its product F-box/LRR-repeat protein 17. The record is from RefSeq and is a predicted model, not a curated record. Lineage: Eukaryota; Viridiplantae; Streptophyta; Magnoliopsida; Zingiberales; Musaceae. Gene Ontology annotation, molecular function: protein binding. Gene Ontology annotation, cellular component: cytoplasm.
UCGCCUCUAUUUCACCCACCUCAACUCCGCCCUCCUCUCUCUCUCUCUCGCUCUCUGAGCGACCGAAGCUCCGAUCUCCUUCCAUUAACAUGAUCCACCAUCCGCCCACCGCCGCAGCCCCCGCGAGGGUGGUGGCCCCCAAGAAGCGGGGCAGCUACAACUGCGGACGCUGCGGCCUCCCCAAGAAGGGCCACGUCUGCCCCUCUGCCGACGGCGGAUCCGCCUCCCUCCACCUCCCUCGCUCCGGCAACCGCCUCCGCCGUGCGCUCUCCUUCGACGAGGACCGUCCCUCCUCGUCCCCCGCCCCGGCGCUGGAGGAUGAGGAUGAGAGGGUGAUCGAGGCGGCGGCCCUGGUGACGAUGGGGGAGCCAGAGGUGGUCGUCGAGGAGGGAGGAGAGGAGGAGGACGACGAGGAGGCGGGGUGGGAUGGAGAAGGGUCUCUGCCGUCGUCGUGCAUGGUGGAGAUCCUAAGGCGGCUGUCGCCCAAGGAGCUGAUGCGGGCGGUGGCGGUGUGCCGGGGAUGGAGGGAGUGCGUGCGGAAGGUGUGGCGCUCCGCGGAGGAGCUCAGGCUUAGGGUUUCACCUCAAUCGCAGAUCGGGUUUGUCGGGUCGGUGCUCCACAAAUGUGCCGGAUUGACGCGGCUCACUCUGACGAUGGAAAGUGAUAUUGAUGCUACCAUGUUAGCUUGUGUUGCAUUCUCGCUGCCUAAUUUAGAAGCUUUUGAGAUAAACAUGGCUGAAAAUGUGGUCAACAGGAUAACAGGGGAUGAAUUGGGUCGUUUUGUUGCUGAGAAACGAUGUCUCUCAACGCUUAAAGUUGAGGGUUGCACCAACAUUGGAUUUCUCAGUAUCUCUUCAUCAAGUCUUUCAUCACUCUGGCUAUCAAAUCUUUACUGCAUCUCAAAAAUGGUAUUUAAAUGUCCUAAUCUGAGAGAGCUGUCUCUUGAUUUUACACGACAAGAAAAUGAUUCGACAGAUCUUAUCACGAUGAUGGAAUGUUUGGGGCGUACCUGUCCAAGGCUAAGAAAUAUUCAUGUUGCCUCAAUUCAUCUUUCUAAUGAAGCUGUCCUCUCUCUUACAAGUGCAAAUCUCAGGGAUUUGCGUAUGUUGUCAUUGGUUCUGGGUUCAAGAAUCACAGAUGCUGCUGUAACUGCCAUCGUUUCGUGUUGCACAAGUCUAGAAUUGCUUGAUUUGAGUGGGUCAAGCAUCACUGACAGUGGAAUCCGAAUGAUAUGCAAUGUAUUUCCUGAAACUCUAUCCAGACUCCUACUUGCUCUGUGCCCAAAUAUUACUUCGAAUGGAGUCCAGUUUGCUGCAGUUCAAUUGCCUCUUCUCCAGCUAAUUGACUGUGGGAUGAGCAUAUGUGAUACUGAUUACCAGAACGAAAGUGCUGAAGAAAAUGUAUAUCCCAAUAAUGAAAGGAGUGGGGAAUAUACCAAGUGCCAGAAAUCAUCUACCAUGAAGUCACAGAAGAUCUACCAAAAGCUUAUUAUAAAACAUGGAACUCUGAGGAAGCUCAGUUUAUGGGGUUGCUCAGGUUUAGAUACCCUGUACUUGAACUGUCCGGAGCUCAAUGAUCUUAAUCUUAACUCAUGUACAAACUUACAUCCGGAAAGGUUGUUGCUCCAAUGCCCUAAUUUGAAGAAUGUACAUGCUUCCGGAUGUCAAGACAUGCUAAUUGGAGCUAUACGGAAUCAGGUACUCAAUGAGUUUGCUGCUGCUGUCAAAGACCAUUUACCAUGUAAGCGACUAGCUGAUGGAUCUAAAAGGGUCCAGGUUCCCCAUUUUGUCCAGCAGUUAUCCGAUGAUGAGAAACAGAAGAGGAGAAGGAUGACCCAAUGCAUUGUGCAUCACGACUAAUUAGCUCCAACAAUGUCAAGUAUCUUUCAACCUCUAAUGUGACAUACAAAGCACUUCAAAAGCGUUCAGGAAUCAGGGACUUGUAGAAGAAUAAGAUUGUUCCCAACGUGUUAUUGCUCACUUUGCCCAGAAAUUUUUUAGCUUUGUAUUAUUAGUUGGAUGGUUUUCAAGUCCUCAUCCAUAGAUUUGAAACCAUGGAAUCUUAAUCUUAUUGUCCUUAUGCGAUUCAAAUUCACUACAACAAAUGUUGUGAAUGAAUCAUUCGAGAGAUAUAAAGUAGCUGAACUCUGAACA